This is a messenger RNA of Staurois parvus, 471 nucleotides long. NCBI's taxonomy places the organism in Eukaryota, Metazoa, Chordata, Amphibia, Anura, Ranidae. The record is from the annotation of a GenBank genome assembly.
CGGGCACCGAGUCGUCUGGCUGGCAAGACUGCGGGCACCGAGUCGUCUGGCAAGACUGCGGGCACCGAGUCGUCUGGCAAGACUGCGGGCACCGAAUCGUCUGGCAAGACUGCGGGCACCGAGUCGUCUGGCAAGACUGCGGGCACCGAGUCGUCUGGCGGAACAGCGGGCAUCGAGUCAACUGGCGGAACAGCGGGUUUCGAGUCGUCUGGCAAGACUGCGGGCACCGAGUCGUCUGGCAAGACUGCGGGCACCGAGUCGUCUGGCAUUGGAUCGUCUGGCUCAACAGCGGGCAUCGGGUCACCAGGCAUCAGGUCAUUUGGCUCGCCAGCGGGCACCGCGUCAUCUGGCAAGGCAGUGGGCACUGAGUCACCAGGUACGACAGCGGGCUCUGAGUCAAUUGGCACGACAGCGGGCACCGGAUCAGGUACCGGAUCAUCUGGAUCAACAGCGGGCAUCGAGUCAACUGGC